Messenger RNA from Adineta ricciae, 471 nucleotides. The record is from the annotation of a GenBank genome assembly. Lineage: Eukaryota; Metazoa; Rotifera; Eurotatoria; Adinetida; Adinetidae.
AUGAAUAUUAGUUAUCUUCGAACUUUAAAAGGUAUACUGCAUGUGAUUCGAUUGGUUAUUCUCAUUAUUUUGAUCAUUUAUAUUAAUAUUUUAUCUUGUGGACAAAACGCCUUUGGUGGACACGCCAAUGUCGACUCGACUUCGGACAGCGAGUUCAUUCACAUCAUCAUGUGGGUUGCAUUUGCUAUUGACGGUUUCGUUUUCGUAUGUCGAAUAUUUGAACAAGACGACGGUACAGUCGAAACAUCGUUAUUGAUCGAUGCUUCACUUAGUUUGAUCUACUUCGUUGCCUUUGUCAUCUUACUUGUUUCAUGGAUCAAAUGUUCCGAUGUCAAUACAUUAUUUUGUAAUAAUAAAUAUAAAUGCCAUGUUCAUAGCUUACCGACGAUUGGCUGCUUUGCGUUAGCGGUACUCUACAUGUAUUAUGAUGUUCGACGAUGUCUGGAAAAGUUGAAUUCGUUUGAAAAAUGA